CGGCGGGAGCGCAGGGGAUGCGGCCGCAGGCACCAGGUACCCGCCAUGCAGCCGGCCGAGAUCCAGUUCGCGCAGCGCCUGGCGUCCCACGAGAAGGGCGUCCGGGAGCGGGCGGCGCGCAGGCUGCGCCAGUACCUCAGCGUGAAGACGCAGCGGGAGACAGGAGGGUUCAGCCACGAGGAGCUUCUAAAGAUAUGGAAAGGACUUUUCUAUUGCAUGUGGGUGCAGGAUGAACCCCUUCUCCAGGAGGAGCUCGCGGUCACCAUCUCCCACCUCGUCCACGCCGUCAACAACUCGGAGGCUCAGCGCCUGUUCCUGCAGACCUUCUGGCAGACGCUGAACCGCGAGUGGGCGGGCAUCGACGGGCCGCGCCUGGACAAGUACCACACGCUGAUCCGCCUGGUCCUGAGGCAGUCCUUGGAAGUCCUGAAGCGGAACAGCUGGGAGGAAAGCCGCAUCCAGCUUUUCCUGGACGUCUUGAUGAAGGAGGUCCUGCACCCCGAGAGCCAGGCCCCCAACGGGGUGAAGUUCCACUUCAUUGACAUCUACCUGGACGAGCUGUCCGCGGUGGGGGGCAAGGAGCUGCCGGCAGACCAGAACCUCAAGCUCAUCGAUCCGCUCUGCAGAAUCGCCGCCAAGACCAAGGACCACAUGCUGGUGCAGACCAUCGCCCGGGCUGUGCUUGAGGCCGUCAUCCAUCGGUCUCCGCUGGCCCCGGAAGAGACCGUCGCCGGACAGCAAGCGGAGGCGGCCGGCACGCGGGGGGCAGCUCCGGGCAGGUGCCCCUCCAGGAGCGACGGGGCGCGGGAAGGAGGCGCAGGCCACGCCGGGAGCCCGGAGGACGAGGGGCGCCUUCUGCAGUUUGACUACAAGGCCGUGGCCGACCGGCUCCUGGAGAUGACCAGCAGGAAGAAUACCCCGCCCUUCAACAGGAAGUGGCUCUCCAGACUCGUCCAAAAGUUCCAAGGCCUCUCCGAAGCAGGCCACGUGGUGCAGCUCAGCCUUGCCGAGGACGAGGACGACGGCCGGGCCCCUGGCCGCGGGGCUCACAAGAGGAAGAGGGGGAGCGAGCCGGGCCAGGCCUGCGGCUCGGAGAACCAGAGAGACCAGAACCUCAAGCUCAUCGAUCCGCUCUGCAGAAUCGCCGCCAAGACCAAGGACCACAUGCUGGUGCAGACCAUCGCCCGGGCUGUGCUUGAGGCCGUCAUCCAUCGGUCUCCGCUGGCCCCGGAAGAGACCGUCGCCGGACAGCAAGCGGAGGCGGCCGGCACGCGGGGGGCAGCCGGCGCGUUUUCCUGCCCCACUGGUUUCAGGCUGUUCGCGUGGCACACCAGGGCGACGCCAGGGCUGGGGGGCGGGGGGCCAGGGAGGGAGUUCACGUGUCGCCUUGUGCUGCAGCUCAAGGCCCCGCCCAGCUCCAAGAAGGUCACCUUCGGGCUGAGCAGAAACAUGACCGCAGAGUUCAGGAAGACAGACAGGAGCAUCCUGGUCAGCCCCGAGGGCCUCUCCCGGGUGGCCUUCAACCCGGAGCAGCGGCCCCUGCACGGCGUGCUCAAGACCCCCACCGGCUCCCCGGCCAGCCCGCCCCUGGGGCCCAGGAAGCUGCCGGCCGCCGUCCCGAGCAGGCGGCCCAGGGCCGUGGACUUUUUCUAGUGCGGCCUCCGGGCUGCGUUUGUGCGGAUGUUUAUACGUGGCCGGGAGGGGUUUGCUGACGGCUUGUAAAGCUCAUG
Molecule: messenger RNA, 1730 nt
Organism: Condylura cristata (star-nosed mole)
Lineage: Eukaryota; Metazoa; Chordata; Mammalia; Eulipotyphla; Talpidae
Gene: RRP1B
Product: ribosomal RNA processing 1B
Exons: 16
Biological process (GO): rRNA processing
Cellular component (GO): preribosome, large subunit precursor; nucleus; preribosome, small subunit precursor
Source: RefSeq, a predicted model, not a curated record